UUGCGGUUUAGCCUUGUCUCUUCCCCUCCUUCCCCUCUUUAACAGAGAAAAGUUGCGAAAAAAGAAAAAAAAAAUAUUCACAGACGUGGACGCGCGAGAAUUGUACGGCCACUUGGUUCUUUUUACCGCGGCUGUUUCUUGAGAGAACACGCAAGACACCAAAGGAACCAAGUGUCGACGGUAUGAAUGCAUCGACACGUCUGUCCCCACGAGCCAACGCAUAAACCACCAUCUUCAACUACCUCCACUUAAUCGAGGUCUCGAUCAGGCACUGCAGGUCCGUUGGGCACCACAACCUCGAGCUGGGGCAGGACUCAGGCAUGAAACGAUCACCACCCCCGAAGACCAAUACACGAGUAUCACGACAACCACUAUCAGUCUACUAGACCCGUAGUUCUAAUGGGCGUAUUCGGUUUCUUCUCCAAACCCAAAGAAAACGCCCUCGAUGCCCAUCUAAGCGAGUACAACCGCCAACAACGGCCCAGACCCACCCCUCAUCAACAGCGCGAAUCCCGCCGCCGACUUGGAGGGACGAGCAGCGGUGGUGUCCCAACAUGGAGCAAUCCAUCCUCUCGGCCCCCUUCCCGUAGCGCCUCCCGGCUCGGUCGUCCCCGCAAGGCCGGUCAUGCCCACAACAACAGCAACGGCAGCAACAAGGGCCCGUCCACCGCAUCGAUAGCCGCUGCGCUAGCUGCCCAGCAACCGGGCCCACUGCCAAAUUUCUUUUCCUUCGAACAGGGUUCCGAGAGCGCACAAGGACGGUACCAGAAUGAGUCGACACCUUUGCUUGGGAGGUUUCGGGCCAUGCCUGGGGGCCCUGGAAGGAGGCGGGAGUCGGACGAUCAGACGGGACUGUUGUCGGCUGGGUGGAGGGGGAGUGUGCAUGUGGGCUAUGGCGCCUUGAUGGCUGCUGCCACGGCGGAAGAUGGGGAAUACCACGACAACAGCAGCGAGGAUGAAGACGACAGCGAGGGUGAUGGGAUGUUGGAAUACGGGUUCUUCGGCGCGGGCACGCUAUACGGAACGACAUUAACGAGGAGGGUCAUGAUGAAGAAGCUGAAUAAGGCUCGCAGGAGGUUUUAUUACACCUGGGUACAACCGAAGGCUUCUGAGAUCAGGAGAGUGGUAGAGCAUUGGUGGAGCCGAUGGUUUGUCCUGGUAGUAUUACCGGCCGUUCUGGCCGUUGCGUGGUGCGCUAUACCAUUUCCCCAAUACCCAAUACCGGGCGACGACGACGAUGAUGAUCGCGAUCCGACAACAUCACCAUUAGUACCGGGUGAACAACCAGGGCGGAAAACUCCUGGGCACGGAGCGGCGCGGGUGCAGGUCAACUUCUGGUUCUUCCUCUUCGUCUACUACAGUUUUUACAACCUGACGGCCCUAAUAUGGAUCACCAAGGUCUUCAACCUGUACAGUCUUAACUGGUGGCCCCAGUCUCUUGGGUUCCCCCUAACCGUCUUCACGAUUGGAGUCAUAUCACUAGUGGCACCUAUACCGCUCUACCUGAUUCCCGAACUGCGGUGGCUGAUUGUCCACAACACAGCAUGGAUCAGCUGGACCUUCGUCAUCAUGGCCAUGCCUGUCACUAUCGCUUUCUGCAUCCUUAUGACCAAUGAGCGUCACCUCAAGCUGCGCCAUUCUCUUUCCGAAACCCAGCGCAUCUUCACAUCAUCGUGGUGGGCCGGCGAGUCCGGAAAUAACAGCCGUCGUGAAUCGAUGCGGCGGGCCGGACUGAUAGGCGCAUUCGAUACCGGGGGCGCAGAGCUUGGGUUCGAGGAGGGCCUCAACCGGCGUCCUUCGGUGCCCGUUAGCAUAAGGCGCAGGUGGCUCCCGGCGAGCUUUGUCCGCUUCGUGUGGUUCUGCCUAGCCUUAUCAAUCGGCCUUCUUGCCUAUGUGAUAGGAGAGGCGUAUGCCGAGAUUUACCUGCGUACGCUCCCGCAUAACAACUUGGAGACUAUCGUCUAUGUCUAUGGAUGGGUGUCGACGGUGUAUCUUCUCGACGGGCUGACAGGCUGGAUCUUGGGUGGCAACGAAGGCGAGAGAGUUGGUAGCUAUCCGUUAAGCUUCAUCUUUAAGCUCUACUUCAUGCUAACUUACCAAACCUACGUCCGCGCCCUAUACGCCCGCCUCCGCUCUCCGCAACAAUUCGUGAUGCUUCAAGUCCUCUCCUCCACCACCUUGAUCAUCGUCACACCCAUCCUCAUGUCGCGCCCCGUCCAUUGGUUCAUGACCAUCACAAACCUCAACGGCCAAUCCUACGGCUCCUACCAGAAAAUCUGCAUCCGAAACGUCUUCAUCCGCUUCGUCGCCGAGAACGCGUCCAUGCUCGCUUUUUUGGGGAGCGUCGUCAUUCUGCACUUUGGCCCGAACAAGGACGUGUACCCUUACUUCGCUUUCGACGGCGAGCCGGAUGACACCUCGGACUUCGACUUUGAUCUAACAUUCUAUGCCUCCAGUAUAACGUGGGCGUGUGAGCUGGCGGCUGGAUUCAUCGUUUCCGGGCUGAUUCGGCUCAUCUAUGGCGUCAAUGUUGUGACGGAGGGAAAGCUUGAUUUUGCGGUGUGGCCCGAGUUGCUGCCAACGAGUGUGGCGGUGGUGUUGCAUGUGCUGCAAAAUAUGCUGUUUUCUAUUGCUCGGUUGCAGUUUCACUAAGCUCGCUAUUUGUUGUUCAAUUGGUCGAAUCGUUUGAUACCCCUUGAAAGAUGUUAGGAACGUUAAGGCGGGAGCGGACGACGCGGAUAUUGUCGAACGUGGUGGGCCUGGGAAAGUUAUCGGGCUGGGAUGGCAUCAGUCGCGCAAGUUUGUGUGUGCUGGGGUACCACUUCGGUCGGUAACACGACGCCGUCUAAGCGAUUGUUAUUGUGAAGAGUCAACAAGGGGGGGGGGGGGGGGGGGGGGGAUGAAGGACAUAGAAGAGACGG
Neurospora crassa OR74A is the source of this 2921-nucleotide messenger RNA. RefSeq lists its product as hypothetical. Bases 400 to 2652 code for a protein of 750 amino acids. The record is from RefSeq and is a predicted model, not a curated record. Lineage: Eukaryota; Fungi; Ascomycota; Sordariomycetes; Sordariales; Sordariaceae. The transcript has 3 exons.